AUGUCAUUACCAUCUAUUGCUGAUACCGAUUCGGUAUUUGCAUCCGACGAUAAACCUUAUGUUUUUGAAAAUCCCAAUGAUCUCCCCAUUGAAACUUUAAUCAACCACAUUUUACCUUACCCGCAAGAGUACGCCAAUAGAUCAGUCAAGAUCCCCGGCACUGCUGAACCUGGCCAUACUGAAAUCUACCGUAAUCUGGCUUGUCCUGGAGGGAUCAAGUCCAUGUUGGUUCCGGGAAUGGACACAUAUGCUAAGGUGUUUAAUUCUACCGCUGAAAGACAUCCAGACCGUCCUGUUUUUGGGGUCCAUGAAUAUGAUUACGAAAAUGAACAACAUCUUGAACGUUACAAGAUUAUCAGUUACAGUGAAGCUCAAGAAAGAAAGAGAAAUUUUGCCAGUGGGUUGUUCUUUUUGCUUGAAUCUAAUCCAUACAAAGACCUCAAUUUAGAAUCACAUAGAAAGAUUGAUAAUCACAAGAAGGAUUACAAAAGUUACAACAGUGAUGAUCUUUCAUUUGUGGUUGCCAUGUAUUCUGGUAAUCGUGUUGAGUGGGUAUUGACUGAUUUAGCAUGUUCUUCCAACUCCGUCACUAGUACUGCAUUAUACGACACCUUAGGUCCCAAGGCAUCGCAAUACAUUUUGGAAACUACUGAGUGUCCCGUGAUUGUCUCUGCUAAGGAACACAUUAAGCAUUUAAUUGAACUUAAGGAACAAAACCCAACCAGUUUGUCUUCGCUUAUCUUGCUUAUCUCCAUGGAUCCAUUGACCAAGAAAGACGCUGAAUUGAUUAGAUACGCCGAAAAUAACAAGAUCAAAUUGUUUGAAUUCAGUCAGGUGGAAAGGACCGGUGCCAUUUUCCCUCGUGCUGAAUGCGAACCAAACCCAGACACUGUGUUUACCAUCAGUUUCACUUCCGGUACUACUGGAUCAAACCCUAAGGGGGUUCUCUUGCCACAAAAGUCGGCUUUGUGUGCUAUUUUGGCCUACUCGUUGCAAGUUCCCCAUCAUCAAAACACCAAGGAAUUCUGUUUCCUACCAUUGGCCCAUAUUUUUGAAAGAUGUAUGUUGUCCAGUGUCUUUUUCUUUGGUGGAUCCACGGGGUUCCCCAGAUUAGGAGGUACUCCAUUGACAUUAUUUGAAGAUUUGAAAUUAUGGAGACCUACUUUCAUGGCCAAUGUUCCUAGAAUCUUUACCAAGUUGGAGGCAGGUAUUAAAGCAACCACCGUCGACUCUUCGUCUCCAUUGACCCGUUCUUUGUAUAAUUCUGUUAUUGAAGCUAAAAUUAACAGAAUGCAAUCCAAAGACGGUCACAAAGGUAACCACUACAUCUAUGACAAGUUGUUCAUCAAGAAGUUGAGAACCUUGAUUGGGUUUGACGAUAUUGAAUUUGUAUUCACUGGUUCGGCACCAAUCUCCCCAGACUCCAUUGAGUUCCUCAAAGCCAGUUUGGGUAUGGGUAUGAUUCAAGGAUAUGGGUUGACUGAAAGCUUUGGUGGUAUUUCCAUGUCCCAGCCCUAUGAAGCUAAAGUUGGUACCUGUGGUGCUAUUUCUCCUAGUGCUGAAUGUAGAUUAAGAGAGAUUCCGGAAAUGGGAUACCUGAAGAAUGACAAGGGUGGACCAAGAGGGGAAUUACAGUUGCGUGGUCCUCAAAUCUUUACCAAGUAUUACAAGAAUCCAGAUGAAACCGCCAAGGCUUUGAGCGAGGAUGGGUGGUUUAGUACCGGUGAUGUUGCUCAAAUCACAGAAGAAGGUAAGUUGAAGAUUAUUGAUCGUGUCAAGAACUUCUUUAAGUUAUCUCAAGGUGAAUAUGUCACUCCUGAAAAAGUGGAAAAUGUUUACUUGUCCGGUAACUCUAUCUUGACCCAAUGUUAUGCCCAUGGUGAUCCAUUGCAAUCGUUCUUGGUGGGUAUUGUCGGUGUUGACCCAACUAACAUUGUGGAUUACUUGAGAAACCAGUGUAAUGUUCAAUUAGACGAUUUGUCCACUGAAUCAAAGAUUCUUGCUGUAUGCAACAAGCCGGAAAUCAAAACGAGAAUCUUGUUGAAUUUGAACCAAAAUUUGAAUGGUAAAUUGAACGGAUAUGAAAGAUUGCACAAUAUUUAUAUUGAGUUUGAACCAUUGAGAUUGGAUAGACAAGUGGUUACUCCGACCCAAAAGUUGCGAAGACCUAUUGCUGCUAAAUUCUUCAAGAAGCAAAUUGAUGAUAUGUAUGAUGAAGGGUCAAUUGUCAAGAAACCAAGAUUGUAG
Messenger RNA from Spathaspora passalidarum NRRL Y-27907, 2247 nucleotides. RefSeq names its product Faa2-3p (gene FAA2-3). Lineage: Eukaryota; Fungi; Ascomycota; Pichiomycetes; Serinales; Debaryomycetaceae. The transcript has a single exon. Gene Ontology annotation, molecular function: long-chain fatty acid-CoA ligase activity. Gene Ontology annotation, biological process: long-chain fatty acid metabolic process. The record is from RefSeq and is a predicted model, not a curated record. Gene Ontology annotation, cellular component: membrane; endoplasmic reticulum. The coding region runs from base 1 to 2247 and encodes 748 amino acids.